CCCAAAGCCAUGCACAAUUCCCUCUGGGACACCAGGACCAUUUCCUACUCAGGAUGUGUUGCACAACUAUUGACUUUUGCUUUUUUCAUUUCAGCAGAGUAUUUCCUCCUGACAGUCAUGAGCUACGACUGCUACGUGUCCAUCUGCAAACCCCUGCACUACGGGACCCUCCUGGGCCCCCUCUCCAUCUCCUCCCCAUCCCUGGAUCUGUCCCUGUCAGUUCUGUACUCAGUGGUGCCUCCAGCCCUGAAUCCCCUCAUCUACAGCCUGAGGAACCAGGAGCUCAAAGGAGACUCGAGAAAACUGAUGACUCUCUAUUUUCAGAAGCAUUAAAUGCUCUCUUUUCUUCUGCACAGCCUCUAGAAUGUAACUCUUUACAAUCUCUCUUUUUUUUCUUAUCUGUCCAUUUAUUUUGGUAACUUUUUCUACUGUAGUGUUGUGUACAAAAUACUCUAAAUU
Molecule: messenger RNA, 459 nt
Organism: Oenanthe melanoleuca
Lineage: Eukaryota; Metazoa; Chordata; Aves; Passeriformes; Muscicapidae
Product: putative olfactory receptor 1F12P
Exons: 2
Biological process (GO): G protein-coupled receptor signaling pathway
Cellular component (GO): membrane
Molecular function (GO): olfactory receptor activity; G protein-coupled receptor activity; odorant binding
Source: RefSeq, a predicted model, not a curated record